Selaginella moellendorffii is the source of this 1383-nucleotide messenger RNA. RefSeq names its product pentatricopeptide repeat-containing protein At2g35030, mitochondrial-like. Lineage: Eukaryota; Viridiplantae; Streptophyta; Lycopodiopsida; Selaginellales; Selaginellaceae. The record is from RefSeq and is a predicted model, not a curated record. Gene Ontology annotation, molecular function: protein binding. Bases 1 to 1383 code for a protein of 460 amino acids. The transcript has a single exon.
AUGCUUCAAUCAACCCUAACUGAUGUGGGAAGACUGGGCACUCUUCUUAAAGCAUGUUAUAACACAAAGAAUCUAGGAACGGGGAUUUGUCUCCAUUCAGAAAUUUCAAGAAGUGAGCACCAUGCCAAUGUCUACCUCAACACUCUCAUCAUCAAACUUUACGGAAAGUGUGGUCUCAUUGAACGGGCGCUGGACGUCUUCAACCAGAUGCCCUACAGAAACAUUCUUACCUGGAACAACAUGAUCGCUGCAUAUGCCAAAUCAGGGCAUUUACAAGAAGCAGAAAUUUUGUUUCAUCGCAUCCCUGAACGAGACAUUGAAUCAUGGGUUGCACUUGUCGUUGGAUAUGCCACAUGUUCUUGUGUUGAUAAGGCAAAUCUCUUUUUUGAAAAAAUGCCAGAAAAAAAUCUCAUGGCAUCAAAUGCAAUGCUAGCAGCUUUUGCCAAAACAAAUAAUCUGCAUAGUGCAGAAACUCUGCUAAAUAGAAUGCUUGAAUGGGAUAUUUUCUCGUGUAACACGAUAUUGUCGGCAUAUUGCCAAGACGGUAAUUUAACUAAAUCUAAACAAGUUUUUCAGUCCAUGCUUGAAAAGGAUGUAGUGACGUGGACAACUAUGGUUGUAGCAAAUGCCCAUGCAGGGCACCUGGAAGAAGCCCAUUGUCUGUUUGUACAAAUGCCUUCAUAUGACACAAUUGUGUGGAACGCCAUGGUAGCCGCAUAUGGACAGGCAGGGCAAUUGGAAGAAGCAAUUAUUUUAUUUGAGAGCAUGCCAGAUAAAAAUGCAGCAUCAUGGAAUGCAAUGAUCUGUGCUUACACACGCAAUAACCAGCCAAGGAAGGCAAUUGAUUUGUUUUAUAGGAUGAAUGUGCCACCAAACAAGAUCACAUUUCUUACGGUGAUUGAGGCAUGUUCUAGCAUCCCAGAUCUUCUCCAGGGCAGGGAAAUCCACCAGAGAGUUGUACACCCGGAGGAGAUUGAGAUUGCAAAUGCCGUCAUCAGCAUGUAUGGUAAUGGUGGAUCGAUUGAAUGGGCAGAGAUAGUUUUCUCAAGAAUGGCAAAUCGAAGUAUCAUUUCCUGGACGGCGAUGUUGACAGCACUUUCCCGAACUGGGCAUUUUGGAAGGGCUGUUGAAUGCUUCCAUAGCAUGCUUGUUGAAGGCGUGACACCAAACGAGAUCUCAUUUAUUGGCAUUAUUGCUUCUUGUGGUCAUGGAGGAUCACUCUGCCAAGCCAAACAUUUCCUGAUCUCCAUGAUCCAGGACUUUGGGAUUGAGAGCAUGGUUGAUCACUAUGUUUGCAUUUUUGACAUGCUUAUGAGGGGUGGAAAGCUGGAGGAAGGGAUGGAACUUCGAAAGUCCAUUCAGUUGUUGCUCAGUGGUAGAUAA